UUCAAGCCUUGUCGAAAUCCUGUGAUUGCGAUGGUGGAGGAGACGACCUCGAAGACGGGCUGAGUGAGGGGAGCUUCACGCCGUAUCCACCGAGCAGCCACCCUCACCCCCCGCCUGCGACGACGAAACACUGGAAAAUAGGAGGAGGGUGUUGAAGACCGAAGGAACGAAAGAGGGGGGAAAGGAAAGAGGAAAAAGACAGAAAUCCCACAAAAUGGAAAUGCUCGCGCGCCGGACGGCCAUGGCCGAGCGCCAGGUGGCCCGCCGCCUGGCCCGCCGCGCAAAGGUCGACGAGCGGCCACCGCGGUACCCGCCGCGAGAGCUGCGUGAGGAGGCGUCGUACCGGCUGGCCAUGGCGCGCGUGGCGCGGCGCGAGGACUGGCACCUGGGCCCCCUGGCCCCGCGCCGCGACGUCGGCGAGGCCCACGCCGCCGCCUCGCUGCCGCGCGCCCGGAAGCCGCUGUACCACGAGGGGCGGGCCCGCACGAGCGGCAAGAAGCUGUCGCUGCCGUCGUGGGGCAGCAUCGACCGCGAGGCUGCCAACCUCACCUUCAAGCCGCUCGACUGGCAGCUCGAGGAGCGCUGGGCCUGGGCCGGCGGCCGCAGGUACCCCUCGGUCGUGCCCGGCGACCGCGUCUUCGUCAUGGACGGUCCCAACAAGGGCGACAUCGGCAAGGUGGAGAGCGUCGAUGAGAGUAUGGGCACGCUCAAGAUUGAGGGCAUUGGAAUUGUCAACGUUCAAAUCCCCGAGUUCCUCCGCCACAAGGCCAACGGGAACAGCACCGCGCCCUACCACUCCAGCCUCCCCGUCUCGGCCGUCCGCCUCGUGCACCCGAUGCGCGACCCGGAGACGGGCGAGACGCGCGACGUCGUCAUCCGCGAGCUUGUCGCUCGCGACCGCGUCUACGACCGCCCCACGGGCCGCCGCGAGUGGAACCGCAUGGUGCCCGGCCUCAACGUGCUCAUCCCCUGGCCCGAGCGCGCGCGCGAGGAGCACGAGGACCAGCCGUCUGACACGCUCCGCAUCGAGGUCGAGAAGCGCACCUACGUGCCCACCCUCUCGGCCCCGCCCAUGCCCGCCGCCGUCGUCGACGAGCUGCGGAACCGCUUCUCCAAGUUCAGGACCAGGCACACGGACGAGUACGUGGCCGCGAAGCAGGCCGAGGUCGACGCCAAGAAGGCGCGCGCCGCCGGCCUGGCCGACACCAUGCUCACCCCGAUCCAGGAGUACAACCGGGUCCAGCGCGAGCGCAGGGCCGCCACGCCCCCGCCUGUGCUGACCGAGGCCAUGCUGGAGAAGAUCGGCGAGGUCAUGGAGAGGAACAGGACCAGGGCCGCGGCCGCGGCCGAGCACUUCCAGGACGUCGCCGCGCCCCUCCCCGCGGACCUGCCGGCCGCGAGCCAACCGCCCCCGUCAUAGGCGUUGUCUGCGCUGGGUUGCUGUACAUAAUGUUGUAAAAACAAUACUCAAAAAACUACCGCGUCACGACGUUCCGAUUGUGUAUAGAGGGUACCCAAAACAAAACAAAAGCCACGAAGCAUUUGCUCUAUGUCCUCUUUUCUUUCGUAUCAUUUUCUCCCAGUGAAACAUGUCC
This is a messenger RNA of Gaeumannomyces tritici R3-111a-1, 1595 nucleotides long. RefSeq lists its product as hypothetical. Gene Ontology annotation, biological process: translation. Bases 215 to 1420 code for a protein of 401 amino acids. Gene Ontology annotation, cellular component: mitochondrion; ribosome. The record is from RefSeq and is a predicted model, not a curated record. NCBI's taxonomy places the organism in Eukaryota, Fungi, Ascomycota, Sordariomycetes, Magnaporthales, Magnaporthaceae. Gene Ontology annotation, molecular function: structural constituent of ribosome; RNA binding. The transcript is spliced from 2 exons.